UUGAUUUGUCAAAUAAAUAUCUAGGUAUAUUUUCGUUUUGUGAUGUGUUAAAUGAUAUUUAUUAUUUAUUCAGUUCUUCGUGAUGAAUUCCGAUAAAAAAGGAGUCGUCAAGUUAUCUGACGGCUGGGUGCUUUGCACAUCGAAAUCAAAUCCUGGUAGAAAGUAUUAUUUUAAUAAGAGGACUGGUAAAUCGUCAUGGACCCAACCACAGGCUACCGAAAAGUCUGAAAGGAAACAGAAAAACAAAAAAGAGAAAGUAAACAGAGAGAAGAUUAAGAAGGAAGAAGCACAGAAGAGUUUAAAGAGGAAAAGCGAUGGCAAUGAAAGUCAAGAAUUGGGAAAUAAAAAGCAUAAAAAGGAAAUUGCAGUCACACCAUCAAAUCAGAGAGUUAACAGCCAAUCACCACUCAAACCUAGCCCUAGUACUAAAGAGACCCCUCAGAAACGAGUAAAGAAUGCAGCAAAUCAAAGACUAUCACAGUUAAGGGCAAGGUUAUCUGUGGAAGCUCAAGAUGAUAUCACCAACAGUACAGACCAGUCACCUAGCAAAGUGGUCAAAUCCAGCCCCACAACUAGCACACCCCCCAAAUCUGCUACCACCCCUAAACCUGCCACCACCCCUAAAUCUACAAUCACCCCUAAACCAGCCACAGAAACGAAACCCCCCAAGGUUGAAAACAAAAGUCCUGUUGCAGAAGGCAAAUGCACGACAUCACAGUCUCCAAGCAGCGACAGCUUACAGUCUAUUCCCUCCCCUUCUCAGUUCUUUGCAGCUAACAAAAUAAUCUGCUCAAUGAAAGCACAAUUACCUGAAGAUGCGUACUGUGAUAAUCCAAAGCCAAAAGACACAUUUGCGGACAUUGAGCAAGGUAUUUGCAAUCAGACUUCGGAGUAUCCAUAUAUGAAGCACCCAUCUACCCCACCCCAGUUUUCACAAGCAAGCAAGCUUCUGUCUGCUAUCAAAUCUAAGUUAACUAAAGUGGCAGUGAGUAAAGAUGGGAGCUGUCAAGAGACUGUAGAGACAUAUGCCUCGGCUAGUGAACGAAUGGAAAAAUUAAGGGCCAGUUUGUCUAGUGACCUGAUGGAAAUUGAAAGUGAUCCAGUAGUAUUAAGCAGUAGUGUAAGCAUAGAAACAAAUUGUACGUUGAAUGAGGCAAUGGAUGUGGAUUUAAAAGAGAUAAAGCAAGUAGCAGCACCUCUAGCGAAUUGUACAAAGGAUAACAUUAGAACCGACCUUGUAUUAGUUGUGGAUACAAAUAUUUUUAUACAUGAGUUGUCUAUUAUCAAGAAUGUGCUCAAUUCUAAUAUUAAAGGAUUUCCGGGGCAGCCGACACUGCUCGUACCUUGGCGUGUGGUGAACGAGUUGGACAGAUUGAAGGACAAUAAUAACUGCAACGGCGCAGUGUGGAAGCGAGCCAAGCGAGCCAUGGACUAUCUCUACAAGUCUAUACCUGAAGACAGUAGGAUACGAGGCCAACCGCUCCGCGACGCAAACUCCCACAUAUACCCGUGCGAGUCUCCCGACGACGAGAUCCUCAACUGUGCGCUACAACAAGCCGAGAGGGGGAAGACAGUGAUCCUGCUCUCAAACGACAAGAUCCUGUGCAGCAAGGCAGAAAUUAACAACGUCAGGAGUCUGUCUCUGGCUGAGCUAAACGAUCUGCUGGAGACUCCUCCUCCUCAGGAGACGGAUCCUGACGCCUUCGACAACCUCAAGCAUUACCAAGCCACAAUAUAUCAGCUGCUAGCUAAUAUUCUAGAGAACGAAAUGCGCGCGAAAUACAACAAUUUAUGGCAGCACGUACUGUUCAAGGCGCCCCCUUGGACGUUGGCCGACGUGCUCCAAUGUUUGCUCAAACAUUGGAUAGCCGUGUUCAAUGAGGUGUUCCCCAGGAUAGAACAUCUUAUUAUCGACUUGAAGAACUCUUUGACUUCUGUUGACAGUAAAGAUUCAAAAUCCCUAACUGACUCCGAGGUAUCAAAUUUCAAGGACCUAUGUCUAGAAGUGGCGAAGAAAUGUCAGAUUAUUCCAGAAUAUAUGGAACUAGCCAAGGUCACGGUGGACCGGCUUCUAAAUGAUCGUGCCUGUGAUGCUGAAGACGAGAAACAUGGUGAACUUAUGGUCAUAGACGCCUUCGAAAAUGUAUGGACUGUUAUGUCCAGUUUUUGUGCCAAGCUAGCGAGUCGUAUGGGCGUGCCUCACAACAUCGAGGACAAGUGGCCCGGGGACGAGCCCCUGGAGGCACUCACCACCAAACUCACACUCUUCACCAACCAGAUCUCUGCAUUCGCGCUCGCUAUUAAAGGAGUAUUAAGCUCAGAAAACCCGGAGUCAAGUAUAGAGGCUCUAGAGCAAGCAUUCCGUGACAGUUUGCAACUGAUCUGUAUGGACAACGAGUACAUCAACAAGACUAGACUCGCCACCUUCUGCGGCAAAUGCAGAAACAUGCUACAGGAGGCGUACACAAAGUUCGCCCAGCUGAUGGAACUAAUCGAAGUAUGUAAGAACACACUCAAUACUGCCAAUCAAUAGGUACAGCCGCGGUCACGAGUCUGUGAUGUCGUAGUAUAAUAUGUACAGUAGAUCAAGUAUAACUCGUAUAUUUAGAUUAAUUAGUAAAUGUUUAUCAUCAAUUUAUACUACAGUGCGUCGAAUAAUAUAAAUCGUAAUCAGUGUAAUAAACACUUUUGUUGCUCACUGUACUCCUGAAUACACGAUACAUUCACGUAUUUUUACUAAUUAUUUUUUACUAGACUUCAAAUGUUACAUUCGCUUAAAAUAUUGUCUAGGAUUUAUACAGCCUGUUAUCAAAAUAAUAUUGCAAAACUUUUUAUUUUACAUAUUAUUGGUGUUACUCGUGGAGAGGGCCUAGGCCGACUUUCGUUAUAUGUUUAACUAGCGACCAUAAAACUUACUUAAGAAUCACUCUAUCUAUUAAAAAAAACCGUAUCAAAAUCCGUUGCGUAGUUUUAAAGAUCUAAGCAUACAUAGGGACAGAACGUCGUCUGAUUGGUUGAUUUAUUGGAGCAGGCCACUCGUUGUUGUAAAACAAAUUCGUACUAAGCCCUCUCUUUUUAUAACACGCUGUAUACAAAUGAAUACUUUUGAUCACGACUGUACUAUCUAGUCCAUUCUUAUAAUCUAUAUUUAACUAUACCAGCUGAAGCUAAGAGUUGAUCUACCCUUGAAUUAUAUGAAGUUCCUUUCUUAGACAUAAUUCUGUCUGUUGAUGACCUUAUAUUAUUACGGUUUAUAGAGAAGAAAUAUUAGAUUUUCUAUUUUUGAAAAAUCAGUAACACCAAUCGAUCGUCGUAAAAACAUUGAUAAUUUUAUUCCUUGUUGUGUAAUUCAGGUAGAUUAUAUUUAAAAACAUGUAUAACGUCAGCCAUUGCAUUUAAAUUCAUAUACAGGAUUACAUGUUAAGUCGAUCUAAAUCUUGUAAGAGGUGUUAGUAUCCAUCAUUCUUGACCGAUUUGACUAAGGAACCCCAUAUUGUAAACUUAACUAUUCUCAAGAGGCCUUUGAAUUUCUUUCCUUAAAUUUCCAGAUUUUUGGCGAUUGCUCCCUAUUUUUAUAUUUUGUGUCACAAUUUUGUUCAGUGUUUGCUAUUUUUGUGUAGAAGACUAGUUGCUUAAUGUUUUAAACCAUAAAACUGCAAUUAACUAUACCAGCAGAGGCGUAGUAGACAAGGAUUAUUAAAACUCAAAUAUUUUUUUUUCUUAGUAAGAUAUUUUAAACAAAUUCUAUGACAGAUGUUUUGCAGACAUUUGAUAUAGUAUCUACGAUUUUUCAGCUUUUUAAUAAGGUGCUAGGGUAUAUCAUGCUAGGGUAUUUUUAGGAUUCGCGGAUAAAACUCGACAUCAAGACGCCAAACGAGCUGAAUGAACAAAAAAUCUGGUUCUAGCUUGCUUAACGAUAUACUAUUAAACCUCAUUUAUGAUAUGUGGUUUCAUCACAAUAUGGUUGCCUCGUACACUACAUUAGGGCUGUCAGAGAGUGGCUAGACAAAUAUCCCAAUAAUGUCGGAAUACUGAAACGCUACUCAAUUUUAAGUCGUGCUUAAGUAUAGU
Messenger RNA from Spodoptera litura, 4071 nucleotides. It is a transcript of the gene Swt1, whose product is annotated as Swt1 RNA endoribonuclease. The record is from RefSeq and is a predicted model, not a curated record. Gene Ontology annotation, cellular component: nucleus. Gene Ontology annotation, molecular function: protein binding. NCBI's taxonomy places the organism in Eukaryota, Metazoa, Arthropoda, Insecta, Lepidoptera, Noctuidae.